Colletotrichum scovillei is the source of this 2034-nucleotide messenger RNA. RefSeq lists its product as uncharacterized. The transcript has 4 exons. Lineage: Eukaryota; Fungi; Ascomycota; Sordariomycetes; Glomerellales; Glomerellaceae. Bases 1 to 2034 code for a protein of 677 amino acids. The record is from RefSeq and is a predicted model, not a curated record.
AUGGAGAUCGCAGCAAGCAGUAUCGCCUUCGUUCAGGCUGGCGUCGGCACGGGAAAGGCCAUCAUCAGAGCCAUUCGAAUGUGGGAGCAGGUCAAGCAGCUCCCCAACGACCUCAGAGCCCGACUCAAGAGGCUGGAAUCCCUCGAGCCCAUGCUGCGUCACAUCGAGUCCGACUUUGCAAAGUAUCCGGAACUACGCUUUCAUCCAACCGCCCAGCAAUGUCUCGCCUAUGCGAUGGAAGUUGAAGCUACCAUGAAGUCUCACGUAGAGAAACUCGAGGGGAAGAUCCAGAAGCCUAGCAGCAACUUUAGAAAGCGGGUCAACUCGUUGAAGAUCAUAACGCUGAAGAAAGAGGAGAUUUCCAUGCUGGAGAGUGAGCUUGCUUGGGCCAUGGAAUCUUUGCAGCUUGCCAUUACCUACUUCCACAUGGCGAAGACCGAGAUAUCUGAGCAGCUUGUGAUCAAACAGACCUCGGAUCGGAUCAGAGAGUACAGCAUAGCGUGCCAGGAGGAUGUGGUGAACAAGACGGCGCAAGCUGUCGUCAAUAUGAUCAAAACGCGGGAGGAAGCAGACCCUAAAGUCAUUGACGCAGGGUCUGAAAAGGUGCUUCCUGCGCCAUCAAAGCGAAUACCGACCAUGGUCAUGAAGUCUGGGGCAUUUGGGCGAUACUCAUUUCAACGCUCCAGGAGCAACGACGGAUGGACCGCUUCGUUGCAGAUACCGUGGUCUCAGUGCGUGAGAGAACUGAGAUGGACAGGGUGGCAGUAUCGUUUUCACUCUUACAACAUCAAACCAGACUCAUCUCCAGUCUUUGAGACUGUUAGAAAUGGAGAUCUAAGGCGGCUGGUAAACCUUUUCAAGACGGGUGAAGCAACCCCAUUCGAUAGGAACGAAUCCGGUAAAUCACUUCUAUAUGUAGCGGCUAAAUACGAGAGACUUGAGGUCUGCCAAGUCCUCAUACAGCAAGGCGUACUUGCCGACGAUGAACGAGAAAGCUACGGCGGAACCCCAAUAGAUGUCAUCGUACGAUCUCGAACCAAUUUGAAACGGAAGGAUGACGCCAACCACCAAGCCAUCGUUUCCCUUUUCCGCAAUGCUGCCCAAACCACCCUCACACUGACCCUUGAACGCCUAUUCACCUUCAUGGCGGAGUACACAUACGGCGACGAGUACAUCCGAGUAUACUAUUCCCAAUUCCUCACCGAUUACCAAACGCGCUUCUCUUUGAGCGACCGUCUCGAGGCAGUGAGGCUUGCCGCUUUCAUCGUGCGCGAGGAUACAACGUAUCUCAAUCUCCUAUCCUCCGAUCACACCAUCUCACCAAGCGAUGUUGAGAGGAGCGAUGAAUGCGGUUUUUCACUGUUACAUUCCGCAGCAAUAGCUACCGGGAUAAGACUCGCGGACGAAUUGCAGUUUGACCGGCGGAUCCUACGGCCGCGCACUUACACGUCCGCCUGGAGCGACGUUAUUAUCAAGACCGUACGAAGCUUACUCAACACAACGAGUUUGUGUCAUGUCGAGACUGUCGUCCCAUGGGACUGGUUCGUCGUACCUGUCUGGAAAGCUACUCCACUGAUAUCCCUUCUCGGUGGCGCCUUAUGCCGAGUAUCGCCUCACCUACCCGUGGAAGAAUGGGACGAUGUCUUCCAAGCUGUACUCAAACAAUGGCUCCAAGACCUAGUAUCUGCGGGCGUUGAUCUACUUGCGUAUGGAGAGCAAGAAUCUGAUACAAUGAGGUUCACACAUCCUGAAGUGAAGGGGGCUUUUGACAGCGAUGCCAUCAACCUUUCCCGCAAAGUGGUCAGGAACCCGCUACAAGCGUGUAGUGAACCCGGGUGGAUGACGAAGGUGGAAAGAGCCUUUGAUAGGAGUGAUCGAUACUGGAAACCAGUGCGGAUCAUCAGUAUCGACUACGGUUCAGACGUUGAUGAUUGGAGGGUUCACUGGGUCGUUGAGGUCGAGGCGUUUGCUGGUGAGUUUUGGAGGGUUGUGGAGUCACCUCGGGUCGUUAUGCCGGGUAGUUGGAUUGACUAA